Molecule: messenger RNA, 1445 nt
Organism: Drosophila pseudoobscura
Lineage: Eukaryota; Metazoa; Arthropoda; Insecta; Diptera; Drosophilidae
Product: probable pseudouridine-5'-phosphatase
Exons: 2
Coding region: 33-743 (236 amino acids)
Molecular function (GO): phosphatase activity
Source: RefSeq, a predicted model, not a curated record
AAUCUCUUAGAAUCUCUUAGAAUCGCAGGAAAAUGUCGGAAUUGGUUUCCUCGUCGCGGCACUGCUGCUUCCGACCCGUGACCCACUGCAUCUUCGAGCUGGACGGCCUCCUGCUCGACAGCGAGCGCCUGAACACGCGGGCGGUGCAGCAGAUCCUCGACCCCUUCGGCCACAUCUACGGCUUCGACCUGAAGCUGCGGUGCAUGGGCAAGCCCUCCCCGGAGUCGGCGGACAUGAUCAUCGACAGCUACGGCCUGCCCCUCAGCCGCACGCAGUUCCAGCGCCUCCACAGGCUCCACAGUCGGGACCACUUGGGGUCCGUGGGCCUGAUGCCCGGCGCGGAGCGCCUCCUGCGCCACCUGCACGCCUCCCACGUGCCCCUGGCCCUCGAGACGAGCGGCAGUCGAGAGUCGUACGACCUCAAGGUGCGUCCCCACGCCCAGCUCUUCGAGGUCUUCCAGCACGCGGUCGUCGGCGGCUCCGACUCGGAGGUGAAGCGGUGCAAGCCCUCUCCGGAUAUAUUCCUCACAGCCGCCGCUCGCUUCAAGGAUCCCCCGGAGCCGGAGAACUGCCUGGUGCUGGAGUCCUCGCUGCUGGGCAUGGAGGCUGCCUUGGCCGCCGGCAUGCAGGUUGUGCUCGUGCCGGAUCCCCUGCUCUCCAUUCGACUCAGUGCUCCGGCCACACUGAGGCUCCGCUCGCUGGAGGCCUUCAGGCCGCAGUACUUUGGACUGCCCCCCUUCUGAAGAGACCUGCAGAGUGCCUCCUGCAGGAGAAUCCACCACAGCAGACGAUGCUUCCUUCAGAUCUCUCAAAGAAGAAGAAAGAAAAGGGAGUGGCGUUAUGUUUCUGGCCAUUCAAAAUGUGUAGCGGAAGUAGGGAUCAAAGUUCCUAGAAAAAACUCCAACGGAUUCCCAAUCCACUUGGGGACGAACCUUCAGAAUUCCAUCAGAGACGGAUACACAAGAGGAAAGCAAUGAGUAGCCCUCCAGGGGCCUCUUCGAUGGUCCAAGUCCAGGCCCCACCAAAGCCGAGGGGGACAUCCUGGAUGUUGGCUGGCAGUGAGUUUGGGGCUCGCGGCGGCGACUGGCAACGGGCUGAUCGGCAGACGAUGCCUGUACUGAGAAGCUCUAGAAUACAUUUUGAAUCCACUGUAUUCUAGCACUCCUUUCAUAUCAGCGGAGGAGUGGCCGGCGGAGAGCGCAGCGGAGAGGCAUGCUCGUAAUCCUCGGAAUCCCCGUACUCCAUUGUUGUUUUUUCCAAAGGAAUGUUGCCAGAGUCCAAUGUCAAAGGGCAUUCAUGGCGAGAACGCUUUAUUGAGCAUUGCCACAGAUAAUUUCUCGGAGAUCACAAAAUUAUUCGCAAUUUCCAAGCUUUGUGGUAUCGAUAGCUCUCGAUACUUGAGUAGAUUUCUAUUAAUGAAAUAAAAAUAAGAAUGUUUUCGGAUA